UAGCUCAGACUUCAAAUCAUUCAGAGAGUAGUUUUACUUUAAUUUUUGAAGAUAUGAGGCUAAUCAUAUGAUAUCUUUUUAAUCUCUUUUUCUUUAAAGUAAUUUGUAACACCUUGACAAAUAGAAUCGGCAAGAUGAUGACGUUUUGGCGCCAAAUACGAGGAUUGGUUGGAAAGUCUGACAGUUCUGAACUGAGUUCGGCUCACUGACGUGCAAUCUGUAUAUACAGGCUUUUCAAAGUGCAAUAAUGGAGGACAUAACAAACAGAUGUAAGCCUCAACAGUUCCCUUCACCCAUCGUAAAAAGAAAGGUCAACUGGGAUGAAGACUUGAUCCAGUUCACGUCUCCGACCUCAGCUCAGGACGACCAGAGUCGGAGGCUAAGUGUGGGGGGAGUAGUGUUAUCAGCUGAACCCAAACACAGCUCUACACCAUUCAGGCCCAAGGAGUCAACCCUCCCCCAGACUCCUUUCCAAGGAUGCGGAGAUGACACCAUGGAAAACAUCUUCUACACUCCCAUGUGUCCGCAAACGUACAGCAUAAGAGCCAGCACAGAUAUUGAAACCAACAAUAUCACAGACAUCAAGAACACCUCAGAGCCACAUCAGGAGCAGGACGAAAACCAGGAACGUUCCGAGAUUUCCCAGUCUUUUGACAUCAUGCCGAAAAACCUCAAAAAGAGUCACCCAAGCCUUACCCAAGACCAGAAUAGAGAGGACAGUGUGGGUAAGUUCAUCGAAGAAGAAGACCUUGUAGAUGCUAUUCCAUCUCUGUGAUAUUGAGAAGGCAGGAAGAGUCCCCGUAUCCAGGAUUAUUGAUUACCUCCGACACACCACCACCAAUCCUGUGGCUCCUAACGAGUCCCUGGAGAAACUGGAUGGCCUGUCCUCUCUCUUAGACCCGAAAGGCGAAGAUGCACUAGUAGACCUCGAGACCUACCAGACGCACAUGAGGAACUGGAUCGAAGAGAUCAGGAAGUACGACAUCGCACACCGUAGGACAAGAAGUAACAGAAUGAGCAGCGCGGACCAUAGCGAUUACGACCUGAUGAACGCGUCGUACACGACGAUCGGCAGUCUGGAGGGGUGUGGCGGGGAAGCGUCCUUCAACAUUGACCCAGCAGAGUUGAUGACCAGUGUUGUCGAGCUGCAGAAGAGCAGCAAGAAGCUUGGGGAGCAGAACCAGAAGCUCAGGCACCAGGUGGACUCUGCGGACGAAGCCAACGCCGUGCUCUCUCUGGAAAAUGAGAACCUGAAGAAACAGCUGAAGUCGGUGCAGCAGCAGACGACAUCGCGCCACAACCAGCUGGUGGACGAGAUCGAGGAACUGAAGUGCGCGCUGGGCGCGGCGGAGAAGGAGAACCGUCGGGGGGAACACAGGAGGAGCCAGCUGGAGAGGGAGGGGCAGAACAUGCAGGCUCGUCUAGAGGGGCUACAGGAGCAACUGAACAAGGCUGCACAGGAGGUGGAGGCACUGCAGCAGGAGAACAAGGAUGUGGCCAGGACACUCAGGCUGCAGAAGGAGUGCUGUGGUGAGCUGGAGGCCACCACUCUGUCCCAGCAGACUCAGCUGGAGGAACAUCAGGACAAGCAGAGGGAGAUGUCCGACCUGGUGCAGGAGUACAGCUGCACCAUCCAGGCGCUCAGGGCGGAGAAACACCAGCUGGAGGAACAGCUGCUGCAGGUGCAACAGGAUCUGGCAAGGUACCGGGUUGAGAGACGUAUGCAGCUGGAGAUCGAUGACCUGGACCCCACAGGCGUGGCGGUCAGCCCCCUGUCGGCCCUGCACCACUCCCUACAUGCAGAACUGCUGGACGCCUCGGGGAUCCUCCCCUCACCCUUCUGUGGGAACAACAGUUAUAAACUACAGGAGGAGGAGGAGGAGGAGGAGGACACUGGUGAUGAAGAAGAGGAGAAGCAACAGGGUAUGGAGAGAGGUCCCUUCUAA
Branchiostoma floridae (Florida lancelet) is the source of this 1946-nucleotide messenger RNA. Its product is annotated as inositol 1,4,5-triphosphate receptor associated 2-like. The transcript is spliced from 7 exons. Bases 756 to 1946 code for a protein of 396 amino acids. Lineage: Eukaryota; Metazoa; Chordata; Leptocardii; Amphioxiformes; Branchiostomatidae. The record is from RefSeq and is a predicted model, not a curated record.